AUGAAUGAAGAAACAGCCUAAGUAAAAUAAAAAGGGAAAAAGGGAGCAAAAAAAAAGGCAGAGUCAAAAACUACUUAAAAUUCAGAUCCACCCAUUGUCACUUAAGUAGAUGAGAAAAAAAAGGCUAAACCUUCAAAAAAGGUGUAAUAGGCAAGUCCUCCAAAAAAGAAAGAUGAGAAAAAAUAACCUGAAAAAAAGGGGAAAUAGCCUUUAAUUAAGGAGGAUGUUGAAUCUCUACUUGAAUAUUUCAAAUCAUCAAAUCGUCCCUUCACAGUAAACUAUUUAAAAGACACUUUAUUUUUAAAAUUAAGUGCACUUCAAAAAAAUAUUGAUACAUUGGUUUCUAAAGGUGAUGUAGUAAUGAAAGAAGUAGGUUCUACAAAAGUAUUUCUAAUUAAUCAAGGCUUGAUGCCUACAGUUAAUUAACAAGAUUUAGAAUUACUUGGAAGUGAAUUAGAAUAAAAAACAGAAGAAUACAAAUAACUUGCUUAAUAAAACUCAAAACUUAGCGAACAAUUAAAAAAUUUAUCUAAAAUACCAACCUUAUAAGAGUUGAUAGACAUGAAAACAGAAUUAAAAACCAAAAUUGAUGAACUUGAAAAUAAACUAUUGUUGUAUGAAGACAAAAAUUUUAAAAUGGCAACAGCUGAAGAAACCUUACAGGUAGAAAAUGAGUACUAAAAUAUGUUAAAUAUCUGUAAGAAGAGAAAAAACAUCUAUAAUGAAGCGAUCGGAUCAUUGCUUUCAGAGAGCGAUUUGACAAUAAAGUAAUUUGAGAAAAUUGUUGGUAUUUUUAGAGAUUGA
Messenger RNA from Paramecium tetraurelia, 804 nucleotides. RefSeq lists its product as uncharacterized. The transcript has a single exon. Gene Ontology annotation, cellular component: DNA recombinase auxiliary factor complex; condensed nuclear chromosome. The record is from RefSeq and is a predicted model, not a curated record. Gene Ontology annotation, biological process: meiotic strand invasion involved in reciprocal meiotic recombination; meiotic joint molecule formation; homologous chromosome pairing at meiosis. Gene Ontology annotation, molecular function: recombinase activator activity; double-stranded DNA binding. NCBI's taxonomy places the organism in Eukaryota, Ciliophora, Oligohymenophorea, Peniculida, Parameciidae.